Messenger RNA from Lachancea nothofagi CBS 11611, 1239 nucleotides. NCBI's taxonomy places the organism in Eukaryota, Fungi, Ascomycota, Saccharomycetes, Saccharomycetales, Saccharomycetaceae. The record is from the annotation of a GenBank genome assembly.
AUGUUGAGAGCAGGGAAGCCGCUUCCAAGCGUUGUUGUUCGCCGUCAUCUUUCGCAAACAUUAAGGGCUAGCCAAGGAAAUCCUAGAUCGCCGCUGCAAAUUUUCCGUGAAACGUUCAAACAAGAAUGGAAGAAAUCUCAAGAGCUUCAAGACAAUAUCAAAGCUCUACAGGAUGCAUCUGGUAAGCUAGGUGAGUCUGAGGCCUAUAAAAAGGCGAGAGAAGCGUAUUUGGGUGCGCAAAAGGGAUCUACAAUUGUAGGCAAGACCUUGAAGAAGACCGGUGAUACAGUGGAAAAGGUAGCUACAAAAGCCUGGGACUCAGAGAUCAGCAAAAGCACAAGAAAGGUUAUCAACCACACUGCCACCCGAUUGGAUGAGUCGUUCGAGCCAGUGAGAAAAACUCAGGUGUACAAGGAUGUAUCCGAGGUUAUGGACAGCGGCAAUAGUUCACGUUAUGGUGGUUUCAUUUCGAAAGAGCAGAGAAGACUGAAGCUAGAACAGGACAUAGCCUCUGGAAAGAGGCCAAAGGCUAUCAGAAGCAAUGAUGAUGCAGGCACAGCGCUUGUGGCUACCGAAAUCGAGGCUAAAGAGAGCUUUGGUAAGAAAGUUGACGAUUUCAAAGAGAAGACGGUGAUGGGCAGAAAGCUGCAAGAUGCUAAAAACAAGCUGUGGGAUGAAAGUGAAAACCCUCUGAUAGUAUUGAUGCGGACGAUUAGUGGCAAGAUAGGUGGUCUCUUUGCCGAGACCGAGUCUGCGCGCGUUAUGGGUCAAUUCAAAAUGAUGGACGCCAACUUCAAUAGUGAAAACUUCAUGAGUCAUCUCAGAGAAUAUGUUAUUCCUGAGGUGCUUGAAGCAUACGUCAAGGGAGAUGAAAAGAUUCUCAAACAAUGGUUUAGCGAAGCACCUUACAAUGUAUACGCGGCACAACAAAAAGCGUUCCGGGAACAAGGUCUGUUUGCCGACGGUCGCAUUCUUGAUAUCAGAGGCGUCGACAUUGUAAGCGCGAAGCUAUUGGCUCCCCAGGAUUUGCCUGUGCUAGUUGUGGGUUGCAGAGCGCAAGAAAUCCACCUGUACAGAAAGGUCAAGACUGGCGAGGUGGCCGCUGGUACGCAAUCUAAUAUUCUCAUGAGUUCUUACGCUAUGGUGUUUACCAGGGAUCCAGAGAACAUUGAGGACAAAGAAACUGAAGGUUGGAGGAUUCUCGAGUUUGUCCGUGGUGGCUCCAGACAGUUCACAUGA